CUGGCUGAGGCCUACGCCGCCCUCAUAGGAAACUACACGGCCGCCCUCGCCCAGAGUUUCCUCGCAGACAACUUCACCGACACGUCGGACAGCAUCAACGCCCUCGCAGGCUUCCCCCUUGGGUCUGUGACCUUCUCUUCCAAGCAGGCCUUCAUGGACAGCCAGGCGAGCCAGCCUGGGAUCCCUCUCGUUGUCACCGCCACCAGCGCCGUUGGCUGUGACACGCUCGUCCUCCGCUGGACGCAGACUUUUGGUGCAGACAACCUGCCUGUUGCGGGCAUCAGUGUCUUGUCCUUUGUGUGUGAAGAGGAGGAGGAGGAUGGGGGUCAGUGGAGGCUGAAGACGCUGGAGACUGAAUUCAACAGCCUAGUGUAUUAUCGAGAUAUGGGAGGG
This is a messenger RNA of Cryphonectria parasitica EP155, 393 nucleotides long. RefSeq lists its product as uncharacterized. The record is from RefSeq and is a predicted model, not a curated record. NCBI's taxonomy places the organism in Eukaryota, Fungi, Ascomycota, Sordariomycetes, Diaporthales, Cryphonectriaceae. The annotation marks the transcript as partial. The transcript has a single exon.